This is a messenger RNA of Melampsora larici-populina 98AG31, 1375 nucleotides long. RefSeq lists its product as uncharacterized. Gene Ontology annotation, biological process: signal transduction. The coding region runs from base 177 to 968 and encodes 263 amino acids. The transcript is spliced from 7 exons. The record is from RefSeq and is a predicted model, not a curated record. NCBI's taxonomy places the organism in Eukaryota, Fungi, Basidiomycota, Pucciniomycetes, Pucciniales, Melampsoraceae. Gene Ontology annotation, cellular component: cytoplasm.
CUCAAUCUCCGUCCUUCCACCUUUUCCCAGUUUUCAGCUCUUUACCACUUCAACAAGGUUUCCUUAUCAUCUUCUUCACAAAACACUUUCUCAUCAACCCUUCCAACACUUAAAAAACCCCUUUUACCUUACCACGUUUUGAAUUCACAACCUUUCCAAUCUCACAGACUACUCAAAUGGCUUCUCGCGAAGACUCUGUUUACAUGGCCAAGCUCGCUGAGCAAGCCGAGCGAUAUGAUGAGAUGGUAACCUACAUGAAAGAUGUGGCCAAACUCGAUCAAGAACUUACCAUUGAAGAACGUAAUCUUCUUUCAGUCGCUUACAAGAACGUCAUUGGUGCUCGACGUGCCAGCUGGCGGAUUGUGAGCUCGAUCGAGCAGAAAGAAGAGGCAAAGGGCAACGAGUCACAACUCGGUCAAAUCAAGGCUUACCGUGACAAGAUCGAGGCUGAGUUGGCCAAGAUCUGUGAAGACAUUCUCGAAGUUCUCGAUGGUCACCUCAUCAAAUCGGCUGAAUCCGGUGAAAGUAAAGUAUUUUACCACAAGAUGAAGGGAGACUACCACCGUUACCUUGCUGAAUUCGCAACAGGUGAUAAGCGUGCAGUCUCUUCUGAUGCCUCGCUUGAAGCCUACAAAGCCGCCUCAUCAAUUGCCACCGUCGAACUCCCACCAACUCACCCCAUCCGUCUCGGUCUUGCGCUCAACUUCAGCGUAUUCUACUAUGAGAUUCUGAAUGCCCCUGACAAAGCUUGCCAGCUUGCCAAGCAAGCAUUUGAUGAUGCUAUUGCCGAAUUGGACACUCUCAGCGAGGAGAGCUACAAAGACUCUACCCUCAUCAUGCAAUUGUUGAGAGACAACCUCACCCUCUGGACUUCUGACUUGAAUGACAGUGUGCCGGAAGACAAGGAAGAUAAGCCUGCCGAACCCGCUGCCGCUCCCGAGGCCGCCGAAGCUGCCCCUGAAGCGUAAUCGAUCCCAUUUUGCUGUGAAUAAAAAGCAAAGCAUCCUGCGCGAAAUUACUCUUUGAUUUUCUGUGUGGCCCUCGGGUCACAUUGGAAUACUAGAAGCCUCGUCUGCCAAUUGUGCUUUCCUCCUAGCCCUCUACUCUUUACUCGUCUCGACUUUUUUUUCACAUACAUUUAUUUGCGUACUUUCAGUCUUAAAGCUUGUUGAGCAACCGUCUUUUGUCUCAUAGUGCCCUUAUUUCGAGCUCACUUUCAGCCUUGCUCCGUUGCCCCCCGUUUUCAUUUUUUUGCACUUAAAUGCUUUUGUCCAAACGUCUUCCAAUGGUUAUCCUUAGUCCUUGAGUCUGGAGAGUCCAUUGGCAAGUGUGAGGGAGCCUCGAUGGUCUAGAUAACUACGUCUUACUAGGUUGC